CCAAUUUGCAAUCUGUGGUAAAUUGUAAGUAAAAAUUCUGAUAAAUUAUUUACUGGUGUGCGGAUGGUUAGGACGACGUUAUUUUCGAAAUGAAUACGAAGAAUGAUGGCUCGAAUCAGGAUUGUAAAUUUACCCCACCAACUAAACCUAAAAAAGUGAGAAAUCCGUUUGAUAAAGCCUUAAUAGAGAGGUUACACAAACCGAUUUGUAGUCCUGGUAUGUGUAAGAUAUACAAAAAGAAAAAUACUGGGUGCUUUAAAUGGGACAUAGACCAAGCAUCUACUUUAGUACCUGCUGAUAUCGUUGCUUGUAACAGUCAAUUUGAACCAUCGCCAGAUCCUAUGUUAGAAAAGAUUGCUGAAGAAGCAUCCGACAGAUUUUUUUCACAAGAGUUGGUGGUCCCUAGUCCACUUGAAACAUCAAAAAAAGUCAAGCCACUGUUGAAAAAAACACCUAACACCAGUGUUCUAGGAAACAGUUUAAACUCAUAUGUGACUAAAAAAGAUGUUUCAGUGCAAACAGUUCUCAGUCUUCCAAAAAACCUACCUCAUGAAGUUGAAGAAAUUUUGCAAAAUUUUUGUACAUACACACAGGACCAGAAUGUAUCUGGUGAUUAUGUCAUUACUGCGAACGAUUCAUUACGGAGACAGCUGUUCUUUGAAGAGCAUAGUGAUACUGAACAUUAUGAUUCCGAGGUGACUGAUGAUGAAGUGCAACAAGAAACUCGUCCACCAUCCAGUUAUGAAACUCAUUCUCCAAUAGUCAUCAGUCCUGAUUUGAGCCAAGAUUUAGUGACGAAAGGUUUAAAACGGACAUUUGGCACUCCAUUAAAUAAAGGUAAUUUAAGAAGCAAUAAGGCUUGUUUCCGCAACAAGGCGUUAGAUGUUGUUGAUUUUGGUGAGCCAUGCUUCAGUCCGAUAGAAUUUCGAACACCAAAGAGAAUGGAUCAAGAAUCUGCUACUUCAUCAUCUCUCGCUUCAGCCUCCAUAUCACCAGUAAAUAAACCAUCCAGUGAUGAAGAGAAAAAUGCAUUCACAUCACCUGAGUCCGAUACAAUGGCCACUUGCCUUGACUGCAUUAUACCAGAGCCAGACCGACAAAAGCAAUAUCCGUGCUUCUGUAAAAUAUCAACAAAUAAGUUGAGUUUGAAACGCAGUGCUUCCUUAAAAGACUCACCGACUAAAGCGAGAAGGGGCUCUAACUUAUCUAUGGAGAAACGCAGUCUCAGUAUGUCGAGUCUCAAUCGCAGUCGCUCUGUACAGAAGCUUGAUUUUAGUAUGGACAUGAGUAUUGAUGGAUCAAUUCAUAAUUGCUCACAAGAAGAUUCAGAGAAUGUGCAAACACAAAGUGCCCAAGAAGCUUGGUCUAUAGUAGAGGACUCUAGUAUUAAAAAUCUAGUGAAUUUCAAGGAACAAUCAUGUGAUAUACAAUCUUCCACUAAGCUAGAUAGUGCUAAAUUACAUAUACUAGAAGAAACGCCUAUAAAAGGCAAAAGUAAACACAGUGUUCUAUCACAUGAAAUUAGUAAAAUUCGCGGCUUUGUUACAACAAGCCCUUCACAUAUGUCUCUAGAUAAUAGCUUAGAUAGUUCAGAAAAUUCCCUAAGUCUCGAAGAUAAGAAAAUAGACUUUAACAAUGUUGAUCUCAAAUUUUUGACUGAAGAUAUCUCUCAAUUUAACUAUACCACUCAAAACGCAACAACCGUUGGCGAAAGUUCGUGUAGCUUUAAGAGAAUCGAUAGUGGUUUUAACGAGAACACGUUCUACGCGAACGCAUCUAGUUACUACGAAAGUGCUAUUAAACCAUCGGAAUUAACUGUUACCGAAACAUCUAAGAAUAUAAAUAAUUCCGCUUUGAAAGAAAUCUCCAAUGUUACUUGGAUGAGAGUUGACAGCGGCUUCAAAGAUGAAACAUCAACAGAUAGUACACAGUUUUUUACCUCUGACAAUUCUAAUUCCAAAUUCACCGGUUUUCGUUUUACCGAAGCGAAGAUACAAGAUAAAGAAAAUGUUGACAGUUUUGUGCACGCUAUUAACAAAAAUGCACUCUUAAUGUCUGAUAUUUUUACUGAAGAUAUGAAAUUGAACUGCAACUCGUCAUCCACUCCAUCAAAGAAUAAGUCAAGGAAGGUUAAUUCUUAGUAGUUCGAAUUUUUUUAUUAUUAUUUUUAAGUUAUUAAUGUAGUUAAUGUAAUUGAUUAAUACUCAUGAGGCCUUUACAUACCACAUGAAAUUGACAAAUACGUAAAAUGUUUUAAAAAUAACAUUUAAAUAUUUUGGACUGAGAGAAAAACUCAUUGCUUUGACAAAAAGAAAAAAAAUGUCCGUUUAAAUCUCUAUUGAGAGAUGUAUUUAAAAAUGAAUUUUAAUAAAAACUUUAGAAUUGUUUACACUUUUCAGACUUUAUAUGUAAAGGCCUUAUUUUUUAUUUAAUUAUUUUGGCUAAUGUAUGAAUUUUAUAUUCUUAUUUUGUUAUUGGAAACUUUCCCGUACGUCUUAUAAAAACACGUAAACGGUGACUUAUCGUAAUUAGUUAAAUAUUUUUGACUAGUUCAUUAUUGUGAACUAUUUUAUGAAGUCCUGUCUUUAAGCUAUUAUGGCUAUAAAUUAUUCAUUUUUUUUAUUUUCGAGGCGAAUAAAAUUUUGUAAUGUUUAAGACUGAACUAAAUAAAAUGCAUUUAGUAGAAUAUUAGAAUACUUCGCCAAUUUGACAUAUGGAUUUUGACAAUUAUUAAAGUAAAUUAAGGAUUUUUUUAUUAAUUUUUAUUACUCUUAAAAUGGGUCGUUUAUGUAUUGACUGCCAUAAUUUCUUUUAAGCAUAAUUUUACAUAAUGUAUGUUACGUUCGUAAUAAAAUUGAAACAUUCA
Papilio polytes (common Mormon) is the source of this 2866-nucleotide messenger RNA. RefSeq lists its product as uncharacterized. NCBI's taxonomy places the organism in Eukaryota, Metazoa, Arthropoda, Insecta, Lepidoptera, Papilionidae. The record is from RefSeq and is a predicted model, not a curated record. Gene Ontology annotation, molecular function: protein kinase binding. Gene Ontology annotation, cellular component: cytoplasm; nucleus. Gene Ontology annotation, biological process: activation of protein kinase activity; regulation of mitotic nuclear division; regulation of mitotic spindle organization. The coding region runs from base 90 to 2141 and encodes 683 amino acids. The transcript is spliced from 8 exons.